Messenger RNA from Suillus paluster, 1229 nucleotides. RefSeq lists its product as uncharacterized. The record is from RefSeq and is a predicted model, not a curated record. NCBI's taxonomy places the organism in Eukaryota, Fungi, Basidiomycota, Agaricomycetes, Boletales, Suillaceae. The coding region runs from base 447 to 905 and encodes 152 amino acids. The transcript is spliced from 3 exons.
GUAUCACCUGGUGUCAAUUUGGUGUGCUAAUAAACCAGUUGGUUGAUUGCCCCGCAGAGCGCCACGUGAAUCAAUGGUGUAUCGCUGUCGAGUCUGCACGUGAAUCAAUGGUGUAUCGCUGUCAAGUCUGCACGUGGCGCUUGCCCGACACGUUUUUGCAGCGGCGAGCUGACCAAACGAUCCAAUCAGGCUCGAGCUUUGACACUGCAGCCAGCUGUGGACCUUGACUUACUUGCCGUGGCCAAGGAAAACAUGCCUAUGGCGUGCUGAUGCCACGCUCUGGCGGCCGCAUCGCCGAGUGGCAUGUUUUUCAUUACUAACAGUUGCCAGCCUACCACCGACCAACGGAACAGUUAUUAGGCACGUUCAUCAGCCAGAAGCCAUCAUUUCGCUCUUAGUCCUAUCUUUCCUUCAUAUCAUUAUCAGUAUCCUGCUAUCGCUCUGAGAUGAAGUUCGAGGUUGAGUGGAAAUCAUCACACUACCACUCCGAUGGUCGUCGCCGAAGCAGGCCUAAGGCAUCGACUUGGCACGGAUGGCUCGUCAAAUGGCGCGCCACAUUUAGUGGAAACGAGUCCCUUCGACGAGAAGGCAUGCGCGAAAUGCGUGAAGCUAAAGCCACGCAGGAGUACAAGCGACAGCGGAAGCUUGCUAAGAGAGACAAGAAUGGCCGGGCAAAGUCGGGACUGCUCUCGCUUUUCGGCUUUGGCAAUGUAAAGAAAAAAAAGACCCGUAGACCCGACACGCUGGCUCGGGGCACGCAGAGGAGCACCAGCAGCCGGCAAGCGGUCCUGACGAGACCUCCUCCAGUCAGCCGACGACCUACGGGACAAAGUUCACGACAACCCUCAUAUAAUUCUAGUAAUUCUCGAAGGGAUGUCGCACGAAUGAAGUCUUCCAAGAAAUGAUCGCACAGCAUUCUGACACGGACUUAUUCAUUGAUACACGGAACUCAUACUGUGCUGUAACCUACUGUAACACAUACCCGCCUCUCUAGGAGUGUCAUUUUAGAUACCGGGCCAUAGGGGAACAAUGCUGAUGAAACUAGACGUUCAACUCGUUGGCGGGCUCAAUUGAUUUGAUCAUCUUCCAUGCCAUGCCAAGCCGAAGGCAGGAAGGCAAAGGGACAAUCGACGGGCGUAUUUACUGGGGUCGGGGGACUGGAUAACAGAUAACGAUGCCAUAGCAUGCAAUGAAUCGCCAGGACAUAACAGCAUCGGGUCCUUGGCAUA